AUGGUUCUAUUCUAUUGUGAGAAUAUUUAAGAAUUGUUUUGUUUUUAGGGAUGAAUACCGAAAAUGUGUUUCGGCUGAGUACCAACAGUCCUCAACGGCACAUUCUCAGGCCGUCCAGAUCAGUUCGUAAGUCGGGGCGUGCAAAAAUUAAAUGUUAUAGCCUGCAAAGUCACUAGUAAAUCACUGAAAUUUAUUUUAUAAUGACACUUAAAACUGCGUGAAACUAUGAACGCCUAAGGCACUUUUCAUUUCCCACUUGUAAAUAAAGUUCACAGACGAAAAAAUGUUGUCAAAUCCCGUGAACCGCGAAGAAUUGGAAACCCGGGCGGCGUCCAAAGUCAAGCACGGUGCAAACAAAAACAAUCUCUUGAUUGUCAUCCAUAUAACACUAGACAUCUCCAUUCUCCCAAAUCCAAAUGAGUUAUUUUCGUGGGCCCGCCUUUUUAUUCUCUAUAUUUUUUGUUCGAAAACGGGACGGAAGUGAAACCAAUUGUGGCCAAGUUUUGUUUAUGAAACAGUGGCAUAAAGUGGUCCUUCAGAACCUUUUGGAGAUUUUCAUUAGGCUCUCCGCACGGUGCGGAGGGAAUUCCUUCGCGUUUUCGACGAAUUCAACCUCCGAUUAAUCGUAUUUUGGAUGGGGUAUGAAUAGCUAUGUAGACGAGUUCGAGACUAGAACACAGAAUCUUCCUUAGGCCAGUUUUUGGAUAUAUUCUUUAGAUCCACAUCAAGUGUAAUAAAAUAUUAUCCUUGAAAUCAAAUUUAUUACUAAUUGUCGGUUUUGGCAAGGGAAACGUUUAGUCAUGGAAGAAUAAUCUCUUUCAGAGAGAUAGUUUUUGAGGAACAAUUCGUUUUAAUGAUGACUAAAUAAAGAUUAAAGUAAUGACAUUUCAGGCCGAGAUCCGGAUUUUGUGGACCGAAGAGCCCUUGGAUCUUUGCUGGAGAUGAGUGGGACUGCCAGAAUCCUCGGUGAGUACUUGUAUUAUAAUUUAAUAACUUUUACGCACAUUUUUUUGCGAUUGGAUCAAGUGUAAUAUAUAUUUUUUAAUUCUAAAAAUAGUCUUUCGCAAAUAACUGAAUCAAGUUCAAAAAUCAUUCAUUUUUAACUUCUGUCCGACAAGAAUUAUGGCCAUAAACACCGGGAAAACUCGUAAAACCCUCAGGCGAAAUGCCCCAGAAACUUGGCACAUAUGCCCGUAAAUAUAAAAUACUCGGAACACAUGCUGAAUUCGAUAAAAUUAGCAUCAAAUGUGCGUCGGAAGGUCGUUAUGCCCGCAGGGGUUUAGAAGGUACGAAGUAAAAGUUCGACUUUCUGAGACUCCCCAAAUCCUCGGCUUUUUUUCGUUUUUUUUUGUUUUUUUCCAUUCAAAAAAUCCGGGUUCUGACACAUUUUUUUGCAUUUUCGAGUAAUUCCCCCCACCGACAUUCCGCUUUCUUCAACAACUUCAGUAAAUUAUUGCCCCCCUAGUGUUGAAUAUUGAUGACUUUUUCAUAAAGCUCAAAGUCAUGAUGUCAUCUCGAAGUCACCUGGCUUCAGGAAGUGGUCGUGGUGUUUGAGGGGAGCUAUGAAUUACUCCAUAGAUGGGCUUGUUUUCAACUUUAGGGGCGAAAAUUCGUGCACUAUGCGCUAAUCUUGGAUUUUUCCAAAAAACGGUUAUAAGGUGGCUAAACUUUGACUAUUCCCAAGUCGAAAUUAACAUUUUUUUCUAAUUUCAUCAUAGACCGAGAUUUUGCAUAAUUUACAGAUUUUGCGCACAGUGCGCCAUUUUUUUAUUUUUGAAAAAAACGUAUAUUACUAUACAUAGAGAUGACUUUCGCUAGGUAAAAAAUUAAAUAAAUUUAAUGUGUAAUCUUCUAAAAUACAAUUUUUUCCUGUUGAAUUAUCUUUUUCUCAUCAUUUCAACCAUUAAUUUUGGGAUUUUUGCGCCUCAUAAUUUUAAAAUUAUUUGACUUUAACCAAAUUUAGCCUUGUAGAACUUAUAACCCACUCCAAAUUGCAGGAAUUUUUUUUCCCAUACUAUAGUAGGUUACAUUUGCCACUAAUGAAUUCACAAAAGCAACAUAUCUGAACCUACUCCAAUAUGACUGAACCAAAUGAGCGGCGGGCCGCGGACUCUUGGGGGAAAUCCCUGAACGGCCCCAUGUUUAGGUGACAUUUAAUGCGUUUCUCGCGGCGCACUGCCACCCAAGUGUAAUUGUUUCACCAAUUUCCGUUCGCCCUUCCAAAAGUUUGUUUAUUCCGAAUCAUCUUUUUUGCAUUUUAUGGCCCCGCCCCUCUUCCUUGAUUUCUUAAUUCGUUUAAACCUAAUUUGUGGAAGAGCAUGGGCACGGGAAGAGCGGGGACAGAGCGGAGUUGGGGAAGAGUUCCGGCUGAAAUUUCGGGAAUCUUGAAUGACAGUCGCGACUGCAGAAAUCUCGUGCAAAUCUCGGUCCUAAAUGUUUUUUGAUGACUUUCUUUGUUUAUUUAAUAUUCUGGACAUGGCGGAGAUGCGGUUUCUGGCCAAAUUCUUGGGAAAAUUUGGGGUGCUUUUGAGUUUGAACUGAAAAUUGUUGAGGUUUUUGUUUUUGAAAUUUGAAUUUUUAAUAAUGUUUUGCUUACGAGGAAGUUCAAAAUUGUUUUUUAAGCGAAAAAUUUGUUUUUGCGGCUGCUGAAUUGCAAAAGAUGCUAAGUUAGAAAGCGAAUUUUCAAAAAAAAAAAAAAAAAAAAAAAAUCAAAUUUUCAAAAAAAUAUUUCAAAUUGACAUAGCAAACGUUAUUUUUGCAUAUAUUUCAAGCAAUCUCUCCUCUAUUAUUUGCGUAUUGACUACGAUGACAUCCACAAUAAUCGUGGUCACGUCCCUACUUUUGUUUACAACGCUUUUCCAACGGCUUUCACGUGCCCUGAGGCAAAGAAUAAAAAUUGUCUUUGACAAUUCUCUCCGGCGUCAAGCAAUUUUCGGCUCCAUAAAUUGUUCCUAAAAGAGUUCUGAGGGCUGUUCAUUAAGCCAAAAAGUAGGGUAAGACGAUUAAAUGCCCCAGGGCAAGAACAAAAGAUUAUUCCGCGGAGGGCCAGUGUUUGAACGCUGUAUAAAUAGAAUGACAGGCUGAUUACCGCAAAUUUCAGCCAGUAAAAUGUAAACAAAACGGUGAUUUUAGGGGUUUUGGCCUUGAAAUUGAAAAAUCUCGGUUUUAAUUUUUUUUUGACUGGUUUAAAUCAUGUCUAGAAAGUCAAGGCCAACGAAAAAUAACGAUAGGGUUUUAAAAGUUUUAUUGAAAAAUAACGAUACGUUUGUUACAGUAUUUCUCGCGUUAAAAAAUUUAUCCAAGCCAGAAAAUUUUGAUAUUUUCGGCGACUUUUAUCCCGAAGAUCAAAAAAACCUCAAUUUGGAAAAUAUUUUUUUAUACUUUUGAAUAGGAAAAAUAUUGUUUGUGUCAUCCUCCACGCACAAGAGCACUAUUUACUGCUUCUAUUUGCCGUGAUUCCUCAAUUUUCCCUCUCCAUUAUCCACUUACAUUCCACUUGUUUAUCCCAUUCUCCACGCCUCAAAAAAUUGGCGCAGCAAAAGAAGGGAAAUAUUUAAUUGUCCCAAGAAGAAUGCCUGAGGGCCCCGCUUAAAUUCUUGCUACAACGGCAGCGCCGGCCGAUAAUAAGAUAAAAAAAGAGGCGACGCCGCCUCUCGGGCGGAUUGAGUGUACAAUUUGAUUGGAAACUUGAACACCCCGGCCGAAUUUUGUUUGGAAACUUCCAAUCUGUUGUUGGAGUGUCAGUUCCCGGCGGCGUGGACUGGGACACACGUGGUUGGACUAAAAUAUUUUUGAUUUUCGGGUGUGGCCUAGUCUAAUAUCUAAUUCUGCAAGGUUUCAUUUUUUAUGCUGAAAAAUACGUGGCUAAUAUAAUUUAAGCUCAGAUUGCGUCAUAAUUCUGUCAUAUUUCCUAUGAACUCGUCCAAAAAUUAACUUUCUUGCACAACUUUAUUUAAUGAGCCGUUAAAUUAAAAUGCAAAAAACAAUAUGACGAAUGAGUUUAAAUUUCAUGAAUGGACAAAACCUAGAUCAUAGGCCGUUUAGAUGAGGCUCUACCAGUUCUUUUAUCCACCCGCUCUAAAUAUGAUUUAUUUUUUACUAUCUAUGUUUUAGGUGUAUAAAUUAAGGUUAAAUGUGCAAUUGCAUAUAUUUUCCCGAACUUUUUCUCUAAAUUAUAAAUCACAUUGUUGAUUCGAGUUAUUUAUUGUAUUUUUGCCUUUAGCGUGCAAGGCAACCAUAUUGUCGUCGGCCAUGUUGGCCCGGCGCAAAUCUUCGGCCGCCACCAGCAGUACGACCGCGGCCGAUCAGCCCAAAGCCUCCAACAUGGGGAAUGGACCGACUUCGGUGGUCACAUCACGUGUACAUCAGGCCAGAGAGAGUGUGGCGGUGUUGGCUGAGCUGCUGACCAUGGAUGCGAUCACAAGGAAGAGAAAAGCACCAGGUAAGGAGAGGUUCUUUAAAGGAACUUCCGGGUGAUGGGUAUACUUCAAUGUCCGUUUGUUACCUUUACGUAAGGCAGAAUAUUGACAUAAAUUAUCUUAUUAGGUUAGGUGAUAAGGGAAGUACUCGAAUUAAAAGUCCCUCUUCGAAUUUUGUGAAGGAAAUGCUUUUAAUUUUGCAACCGAAAGAGCGCAGACACGUUGGUUUUAACAUUUGCCGUAUCUUAUAAAUACCACCAAGAUACUGAGCAAUAGAUUUUUUUCGAUUCUCUCGAAAAAUUAGAAGAUACCUGAUGAUUUUUUUUGAAAUUUAUAGUGCGAAAUUUAUUACCCUCUCCUCUAAUUUUUAGUGGAUAAGCCUAGUAACAACCUCUUUUCAAGCUGCUGCCUGCAGACCGAGUUCUUGGGCCCAUUCUCUCGACCAAUAACUCAACCACUCAUAUCAGCGAAACCAUAAAAUAAUCUCGCGGAUAAACAGCUUGUUUCCUCCCUUUUGUUUGAUCCCAUUAUGCCCCAACUUUCCCAUGACUUUUCUUUGCAAUCUCGGGUCCCAAAAUAGAGUAGGCUCGGGCUGUGUGAAACGGGACCAUAACGGCGCUGAUGGGCUCAUUAAACGCGGGUUCCAUUAAAAUUCCAAACCCGGGCGUUCCUCAUAACCUCUCUUCUCGCCUCAGGUCAGACAGACUUUUUUGGUGCAGGAAAUUGAGUUUAUCCUCGGGUUAUGCUAAUUUCCGAGCUCUGUGGAGUUCCGUGAAGACUGGUAGAAAAAAAGUGUAACAUAAAUGCAAAAUUUGCCCUUCAAGUGUAAGAUAAGUGUGAAACUUGUCAAAUAAACUCGAUUUUAAGGCAAUUCCUUGUCGCUUUUCCCUCUCGCCGCAGGCGUUUUUUCCAAUUUUUUGAACUUUCCCGUCGUUUUUUAAUUUCCACACUUUUCGAAUGCCAAAAAUGCCAUUAAUGAAACUUGGUGAAGAACCCCGUCGGCCGGAUGGAUGGGCCGGUGAUGAUGUGGGCCACGGGCGCGCGUAAAUAUCUUGUUUAUGCGUCCGCCACGCCUCAGGGUCGGUGCACUCAAAGUCCUCGGGAAUUUACUCAAUUUGUCAGGGAAACUCGUUACGGCUCUUUCCGGGGCUGAAAACCCCUCAGGGCAGGAAUGUUGUGAAGAGUGGGCGAGAUUUUUUGGAGGACUGGGGUCAGAUUGCGCAUCCACGCCCCACUUUUUUUAUUAUUUCUCCAAACUUUGGGGGGUUUAAGGUCCCAAUCAGAGUCCUGGGCUUCACGGCCCAUCUCACCGGCCUCUUUUUCCCUCAAAUCUUUACACUCUGUAAUUUGAAAUCCCCCUUCCUUAUCAUGCCUUGUAGACGGAGUGGCUCCCCUUUUAUUUAACCUAGUGUUUUGCCCUUUUAUAGGAGGUAAAUUCAACUUUUACUCGUCCAUCAAGCAAGAUGUAUGGUUCCAGAAUUUUUUUUCAGAAUUUUUUAUUGCAAAAUAAAUUACGUCCGAAAAAUUAAAAAAGAAAAAACUUUUUAAAUACCCACCGAAAAAACCUUUGGUCCAGUUUAUUUUUGGCCCCUCCCUAAUUAGGCCCUGCGGUCAUGUCGCUAAUUAAGGCCGCUGUUGCAGAAUCGAUUGUGUUGAUGAGUGGAUUUGAGACGUUUCUCAAGUUGACAUGUCUCUUCUCCAUGAUCAGUGUUUGUGUGCACACACCCAAGACGAUAGAGCUGUUGCCCAGCUUGGAGUACGGGUUGUUGGUCGUCGAUGUGAUCAUCACGUUGUGCUUUACAUUCGAGACAUUGCUGAAGGUAAGUGGAAGAUUUUGAAACGGAACAAAAGUUGAAUUCUGGUUUCUUUGAAGAGUUAUAACAAUGCUCCAGGUGUCAUCAAAGUUUUAAUAUUCGAGUUAGACCCUGGAAAUCAUCGAAAUUUACAAAAAAUUCGAUGAUUUCUGCAAAUUGCGAGUCAAAAAAUGUGGAAUAUUUGGGUGGAGAUUUUAAUGAUUACUACUUUUUCAAAAUCCAAAGAUCAUAACUAAAUUAAUUUUUAAUUCAACUAUCCUCAUUUUUCAUAUAAAAAAAUCAUCUUUUUGCAGAUGAGCAAGUCGUACCUCCAAGACCGGUGGAGUCAGUUUGACCUGGCCUUGCUCAUCAUCCAUUAUCUCACCGUCUUCCUGCACAUUUAUGAGCUCGUAACUCGAGCCUUCCCGGGCCUGGGGCUGAUCUACAAGCCCUGGUAUGGGAUUCUUCGCUCGUUGCGGCCAUUUGUUAUGAUUCGACUAGUUAGGUUGUUAAUUAGAUUCAAAUUACCCAAGAAUCGGAUACAGCAAAUCAUAAAGUGAGUUUCCAAUUUCACUUUUAUUUUUCUAUGGAAGACGUGACUUUCCAAAAAAAUUUCUUUUGCAAUAUGCCUUUAUUACGACAUUUUUUUGAUGUAAUUGGAGUACGUACCAAAUUUUUUCUUCAAAAAAUUUUGGAGAAAAAUGAGUUUUGGCUUGGCGGAAAUGCGUACUUUACCUUUAUGACCAAAGAUUAAUCGAUUUUGUUCCUAAUUCACCUUGUUUUAGACGCUCAUCCCAGCAAAUUCAAAAUGUCACGAUAUUUUUUCUGUUCUUCAUGACAUUAUAUGCGAUAAUGGGUGUUCAAUUGUUUGGUCGUAUUGAGAAUCACUGUGUCUUGCCGACCACAAACCCUUUUAAUGUCUCCAUCACAGACCUGGCCAUCCCCGAUACAAUGUGUUCAUUCGCUGGCCGAGGUGGAUACGAAUGCCCUCCAAAUAUGGUCUGUAUGAGAUUGCAUUUCAAUGCGAAACAGACGGGGUUCUACGGAAUGUUCGAUGACUUUGGUAAGCGGAUUAAUUUUAUUUUAUAUUGUAAUAGCUUGCUUGAACUCUGAUAUGUUUUCUCUGGCCCUGUUUACGGGGCUAAUGCAAGGUUUUACCCAACGAGUUAAUAAAUAUUCGACUCAUCAUGUAUUUAAUUAAAACUACUGUUUUCAGGCGCCAGUUUAUUUACUGUUUAUCUGGCUGCCAGUCAAGAAGGCUGGGUAUACGUUCUCUACGACACAUUAGACACAUUCCCGUCUUAUAUGGCCUUUUUAUACUUCAUUACUUUGAUCUUCUUCAUGGCAUGGCUGGUCAAGAAUGUUUUCAUUGCUGUAAUCACCGAAACUUUUGCCGAGAUUCGAGUCCAGUUCAGCGAAAUGUGGCAAAACAAGGAGAUUAUUGAUGAUCAGAAUGUCCAUCACAUGGUAAGAACUAAAGAUAUUUUUGAAAUGGUUAUAUUGCAUUUGACGUCUGUUUUUUUUUCAGAAGCUCCAGAAGACCUCUGAAGGCUGGAAAUUGGUGGAGUGCGAUUCAGAAGUUGAGCUUUCGAAUGCUCCUAAAAUUCUGCAGAAAAUUGUGAGGUCGACUUCAUUUCAAAUUUGUGUAAUGGUCUUGGUUUUGAUUAAUGCUGCUAUUAAUGGAAGUUUUGUCCAUUAUCACGACAAAAGAGACGAUGAGAGGAAGAGGAUCUACUAUUUUAUUGAGGUAGGCACCAUUCAUUUGGCAGUGAAAGAAACUCAGCAAAAAAUGGAGUUUCGCUUUUUUGGGGUGAUUUUUUUACCCUACGUCAUCAAGUGUAACAUGACAAAUCAUCAGGAAAUUUAUUUAAUUUCAGACUGGCUUCACGGUUCUAUUCGAUAUUGAAUGCCUUGUAAAGAUCAUUGCAUAUGGAUUUACCCACUUUUUCAAACGAGGUCAACACAAAUUCGAGCUAGUUUUGUGUGUGGGAUCAACUCUAAAUGUAAUUCCAAUAUUGUACACGACCAAAAUCUUCACAUAUUUCCAAGUUUUUCGAUUGAUCCGGCUAAUCAAGGCAUCGCCGAUGCUAGAGGAUUUUUUAUACAAGGUACUUUUUAUUUAAAUUCGACAAUUUUCUUCGAUAAUUUAGCUGCUGAUAUCAAGUGUAAUAUAAUUUGAGUUUGAUUUUGCAGAUCUUUGGCCCAGGCAAGAAACUCGGAGGUUUAGUCGCGUUCACAAUGAUAAUGUUAAUUAUUUCGUCGGCCGUUUCUCUACAACUCUACUGUUUCGUUGAGAAUUUGGAUAAAUUCCAUACAUUCCCCCAGGCAUUUAUGACCAUGUUUCAAAUCAUGACUCAAGAAGGGUGGACAGAACUUGCAGUCGAGAUCUUGAGGAGUAUGAAUGAGAGCAUGGUCCCAUUUGUGGCGAUUUAUUUCGUGGGAUAUCACUUGUUCGUGACUUUGGUAAGAGGCUUGUUUAAUUUGAAGGGGAACUGAACUUAUUAUUAGAUUUUUUUGUGUUUUUUUUGAAAAAUGGAGUAUUUAGGUCACAAAAGAAGAAUGCCAAUUUUUGAUUCCGGAAAAAAUCGAUUUUUUUGGUUUCCUAAAAAAAUGAUGACUAAAAUUGCUUGUUAGCUAAAAUAAUAUUGAAAUGUUUUAGAUUGUCCUCAGUUUGUUCGUUGCCGUCAUCUUGGAUAACUUGGAAAUGGAUGAGGAAUUGAAAAAGAUCAAGCAGCUGAAAGCGAGGGAGGAAACAACCAUGAGAACCACCUUGCCUUGGAGGCUGAGGAUCUUCGAAAAGUUUCCGACAAGACCUCAAAUGGUUUCGCUGAGAAAAGUCUCCAACGAAUUCCCAAUGCCCAAGGUCCGCGACAGUUUUACAAGACAAUUUGCGGAUCCAAACAGCGAACCAUUCAUGUUGGAUACAGAUGGUGGGUGGUGUAAUGUAAUUUUGAUAAAAAUGGUUUUCUUUAACCUUUUUCAAUCUUGACUUUGUUUUAGGUUGCAUUGGAAAGGUCAAGAAGAUCCUCCCGGGCCAACCGUUUCUUCGGCGAGAUAUUUAUGACAUCAGAUUUCGUCAGAUUGGCCAGCUAUCCUCAAAAAGCAGCAUUGGCUAUUUAAUCGAGUAGGUUAUUCAUUUUAUUUUUCUUUAAAUUUUGCGCGCAUAAUCGAACUAGCCCUGAAUUUCCGUUUCUGAAAAUUUUAGCUCUGGCUUUGCAAGUAAUUCAAAUUUUCUCUUUCCAGAGAGUCCAAUAAGAACCGAGUUUUGCUCUCCGACUCCACUCAGUUCAUCGCCCAAAGACUGGGCCCAAGAAGAAGGGAAAACACAAUGUAAGCGGGCUUCACAAUGAACAAAGAGUGCCAAUUUACAGUAUCUGAAUGAAAUUUUUUCAGAAGGCAUCGAAAUCGAGGACUCAAUGGGACCAAUUCUCUGAAAGCAAAGGCUGUUUACGAGCAUUUCAAGGAGAACGGCGAUUGUAGGCCAACUGAUUCAGCGCCUAAGGACAAUCUGAAGCAAGGGGAGAUCGAUAUAAAGGCUUUGCAACAAAAAAGAGCGCAAGCCGAAUUUACAAGGAACAGGAUUGAAGAGGAAAUGAGGGAGAAUCAUCCGUUCUUCGAUCGACCGCUCUUUACUGUAAGGAUUUUGAAUUUUUGAGCGAGAAUUGCAAAAAAACUGAAAAAUAAGGACAAAAUCUUUGUGUUUGGUCAUAAUUUAAUAACAUUCAUCCCAAAAUUGAUCCUAUUUUUAGGUCGGAAGGGACUCCCGUCUUCGCCAAUGGUGUCAGAACAUGGUCUAUGCCAAAUACUCCCCAGAAAAGAUCGAUCCAAUCACUGGGAAGCCAAUCCAACUCAAAUAUAAACAAAUCCACUCCUUUUUUGGGCUGAUGACUUACCUGGACUGGGCGAUGGUUGUGGUCACGGGGCUCAGUUGUUGCUCGAUGUUGUUUGAAUCUCCUUGGCCAACGACGGGGGAGUUUCUUGUCUUCAACAAUGUUUAUCUUCAAAUCUGUGAAUAUGUCUUCGUGGCCGCGAUGACAUUCGAAUUGUUGGUCAAGGUCUGCGCAAAUGGAGUUUUCUUCACGCCAAAGGCGGUGGUUAGAGAUGUGGGUGGAGUCAUGACGAUUUUUAUUUAUAUUGUGAGUUGUAUUGCCUGGUAAUUGGGCUAAAUUUUGAUGUUAUCUCAAUAGUUGGAAAUUAAAAAUAGGACCAUUUAGAACAUACGGUCAUGUUUUGAUGAUUUUUUCAAAAUUUUCCAAAAAAAUGAAAAAAUUUCAGACAUCUGUUUGGUACUUGAUCUGGAUGCCAAAACACGUCGAAAUCAAUUCCUUCGCCCAGCUAUUGAUGAUCUUCCGAGCCAUGAGACCCCUCCGAAUCUACACCUUGGUCCCUCAUAUUCGACGCGUCGUUGUGGAACUCUGCAAAGGCUUCAAGGAGAUUAUUUUGGUCACCAUCCUCCUAGUCCUCCUCGUCUUUGUCUUUGCCUGUUUUGGAGUCCAAAUGGCCGGAGGAAAGUUGGCUGGCUGCAAUGAUAUUGCAAUCACAGAAAGGGAAAACUGCACCGGCUUCUUUGAACAGAAGAUUUUUGUGACGAGAAUGGAAGUGUACGGGAAGAAUCAUGACGAUUUACAUCCAAAGAUUCUGAUUCCAAGAGUGUGGGCGAAUCCCAGGAAUUUUAAUUUUGAUCAUAUUGGGAAUGCGAUGCUCUCCUUGUUCGAGACGCUGUCUUAUAAGGGCUGGAAUGUGAUCAGGGAUAUUCUGUGGAUCAGAUUGGGAGCGGUAAGAGGAAUUCUCGGUAUCAUAAACAUCUAUUAUGUAAAUUUUCCAAACUUUUAAUUUUUAUUUUUUUUUCUUUUGCUGCUUUGUUCUUAUACAGGGUGGUUCAGCCGAAGCUUCCAUCCUUAUUUCAAGUAUUUCUCCGCCGAUAAUGCACCAAUUUUUAUAAAAUUUAUAUCAAAUUGGAGCUGAGGUUCCCCAUUUUUUGUCCACCAAAUAUGACAGGCCCCAGUUCAAGAAUACCCCCGUACUGACCUUUGACAUUUUCAUUCCAAAUUUUGGGGCCCGAAAUCGGUGAAACUUAGAAAAUUUUUGGAAUGAUUUUCAAUUGAGUUUCUCGGACUUGGAAAAUAUUCGAGUCUUUGGCUAAAUAAGACAUUUAGAUGUAGGUGAAAAAAUUGACGGUCAACGGAAUACUCCUAAUUAAUCUGAAAGCAUCGCUCUUGUGUUCUGGGGUAAUAGGCUUCGUUAAUCGAAAUUUUAAAAAAUACGAACAAAUGGGCGAAACUGUCUAUGUGGAUGACGAAAUCCACCCUGAAGAUAAAUAACGAGUUGUAAGUCCUGGAUUGCCCGAGAAAAGAGCUUUCGUUUUCAAUCGCUCGAUUUGGUGCCGCGCCGGAUUGAAAUAUGCUUUUUAGGCACUUGCUACUUCUGUAAACCUUACCUUUUUUUAAAAAUUUUCAUCGAAUUUGGCGACUUUGUUUUUGCCGGAAAUCUUAAAAUUUUCCAAGUCCGAGAAACUCAAUUGAAAAUCAUUCCAAAAAUUUGCUAUGUUUCACCGAUUUCGGGCUCCAAAAUUUGGAAUGAAAAUGUCAAAGGUCAGUACGGGGGUAUCCUUGAACUUGGGCCUGUCAUAUUUGGUGGACAAAAAAUGGGGAACAUCAGCUUCAAUUUGGUAUAAAUUUUAUAAAAAUUGGUGCAUUAUCGGCGGAGAAAUACUUGAAAUAAGGAUGGAAGCUUCGGCUGAACCACCCUGUAGUUUUUAUAACGCCUUUAUCUAAAGUACGUCAUCCAUUUCAGUGGGCCGUAAUCUUCAUCCAUGUCUAUGUUUUCAUCGGCUGUAUGAUUGGAAUUACCCUUUUUGUGGGUGUUGUUGUUGCCAAUUACAUGGAGAACAGAGGCACGGCUCUUUUGACCGUCGAUCAGAGACGAUGGCACGAUCUGAAGGCCCGUCUUCGAAUGGCCCAGCCCCUUCAUGUCCCACCAAAACCGGGGGAAUCGGCAAAAUUACGGCGGAAAUUUUAUGAAUUGACCAUGGGAAGGAACUUCAAGCAGUUCUUUGUGAUCCUGGUGGUCAUAAAUUCGGCCACUCUUUUUGUUCCGUGGAAUGUGGAGGAGGAGAAAAUUCGGCCCACUCAUCUAUGGUUCUCCACUGUAAUUUCUGCCUUGUGCAAUGUGCUUUUUACGGUUGAGGUAAGCGAUAGAUUUUAGGGGAAUUUUGAGAAAUUUUUGAUCGAGAUUUUUUGGGGGUUUUUGAAAAAAUUUGAAGAAAAUCCUACUAUUUUUUGUGACUACUUUUUGCUUUCAGGUCCUGCUCAAGACCAUUGCUUUCACCGUCCGCGGGUUUUGGCAAAGCAAACGAAACCGAAUUGAUCUUCUGAUUACAAUCCUCGGAUGCUCUUGGAUCGCCACUCAUUUCGUAAUGGCCUUACCAGCAAAAGCCGUUAGCGAUAAUGCCCAGGGAACACUGAAACGUUACACUUACACCUUCGGGUAUAUGGUGGUCAUCAUGAGAUUCUUCACAAUUGCUGGCAGAAAGUCCACUUUGAAGAUGUUAAUGCUGACAGUUGUGAUGAGUAUGGUCCGAUCUCUGUUUAUUAUCACCGCUAUGUUCUUGUUGGUUCUGUUCUACGCAUAUGCGGGGGUGAUUUUAUUCGGAAUGGUCAAGUAUGGGCAGGCUGUUUCGAAGUGAGUUUUGUGGAUUUUGAUGAAAUAAGACAUUUUAAUUCGUUCUUUUCCAUUUUUUUUUCAAUUUUAUUAUUAUAUUUUUUUUCUAAAAAUCGAAAAGUUUCAGUUUUUCCUGUGAAUUACCGUAUAAACUGGAUUAUUUUUAGGCACGUCAACUUCCGGACCGGAUCAGAAGCCCUUGUCGUUCUGUUUCGCUCAGUAACAGGGGAAGAUUGGAAUGAUAUUAUGCAUGACUGUAUGAGAUCUCCACCCUUCUGUUACUGGGAAGAGGGGAUGGAUUAUUGGAAAACGGACUGCGGAAAUUAUUUUGGAGCUGUCAUCUACUUCUGCUCAUUUUACUUGAUCAUCACUUAUAUCGUCCUUAAUCUUCUUGUGGGUAAGGGAAAAAAAUUUUAAAAAACCUUGAAAUACAAUAAAAAAAAAUUUCGAAGUUACAAUUUAUUCGUAUUUUAGCUAUAAUUAUGGAGAAUUUCUCGCUGUUUUACUCGAGCGAGGAGGAUGCCUUGCUUUCUUAUGCCGAUAUAAGAAAUUUCCAGCAGGUUUGGAAUAUGGUUGAUGUGGAACAAAAGGUAGGUCGAUAUCAACAACCAAUCAUAAAAAUAAAAUUUUCAGCGGACAAUCCCAGUCCGAAGAGUCAAAUUCCUCCUCCGUUUGCUCCGAGGGCGAUUGGAAGUUGAUCCAAAUAAGGAUCGAUUGUUGUUCAAACAUAUGUGCUAUGAAAUGGAGAAAUUGAACAAUGGAGAUGAUGUCUCCUUCCAUGAUAUUCUGAAGUAAGCAGCAAUGCUAUUUACUGAAAUAAUUCUUAUCUCAGCAUGCUCUCCUAUCGAUCCGUUGACAUCCGAAAAAGCUUGCAAUUGGAGGAAUUGCUGCAAAGAGAAGAGCUGGAGUACAUAAUCGAGGAAGAAGUGGCCAAGCAGACCAUCAGAUCGUGGUUGGAAGGAUGCUUGCGGAGGAUCAAACAGGAGGAUGUUAGUCGUUUUGGAAUUGUUUAUGAGCAAGGCUUUACUUUAGUCAUCGUUUUUCGGUUAUCAAUAACGAUUUUUUUGCGCUGCUGAUGUGCUAAAUUUUCCAUUCUCAGAAUGGCAAAAAUAAUCACUUAUUUUGAAAAUCCGUUUUAUCUGUAGCAUUUUCCCGUCCAAAAUUAAAUAAAAAGUUGAUUUAACUUGACUUAUUUUAGAAGCACAGCUCGGACCAUAAUCUUCUUGCUCAACUUCGAUCCACGGUUGGCCAACCAAUCACAGCCCUAGGAACCGCCAGAGUCAGCCUCACUCCGGAGAAUUCAUCAAUAAAGACCCAUUUAUACAAUAAUGACGUCAAUUUGAGCCAGGAUAUUAAACUAGACUCAACAACUGAAGAGAUGGUCAAAAAAGUCUCAAAACGAAGGAGAAGCAGCAUCCCCGACCUUGUUGGAGUAAGUUUUCUGAUUAAUUAGGGGAAUAUUUUGAUUUUAGGAGGCUAAGAAGUUGGUCUGGGGGAAGAAUAAAACUCCAAAUCAAUCGACAGAUCGACCAACCGACACUUUGACCGCGAAUGAAUCAAAUUACUUUGACAAUAGGCAAAGAAGAUCUUCGUUUAGGAAAACCAACUCUCAGAAUCAGCUGAAUCUUGGACGAAGUGAUAAAAGAGCCACUUUGAAACAGCUUCAGGUAAGGAAAAUGAUUUUUGGGCAGAUUCGACUCCGUUUUUCCGCAAUCAAAUAAAUUUCUCAAUUAUCAGAUUUUCUUAAAAAUUUUGACAAGUCUUUUUUACAUAGGCCACAGGCCAUGUGUUAAACAAUGGCAUCAUUUUUAUUUUGUUGGGUUUGCUUGAGUUUUAGCCCCACAAAAUAAUGGAUGCCACAUUUUAAUUCCAACCUCUACAACAAGCUUAUGAAAAAGUUAAAUUUUAAAGUCAUUCUGUAACUUUUUUAGAUGCCAACCUACGAACUUCCAGAUGUGGAAGAAUGGGAGGAAGCGGAGGAUGGCCUCAGUCCCAACGAUCGUCGCCACUCCUUGGAAGCCGGGCUAGUCAAACAUCCGCUCUCGCAACUUUCUCGUCGUCCCUCUCAACUCAAGCAUCUACAAUCAGUUACGGAAGCCCAAUAUGCAAAUUUUUACUCUCAGACCGAUCAGACUUCAUCCACCGACAUCCAGAGUUGGUGGAAUGAUCUGGUCGACAAUUAG
Messenger RNA from Bursaphelenchus xylophilus (pine wood nematode), 15054 nucleotides. NCBI's taxonomy places the organism in Eukaryota, Metazoa, Nematoda, Chromadorea, Rhabditida, Aphelenchoididae. The record is from the annotation of a GenBank genome assembly.